Messenger RNA from Cucumis sativus (cucumber), 888 nucleotides. RefSeq names its product ethylene-responsive transcription factor ERF039. The record is from RefSeq and is a predicted model, not a curated record. Gene Ontology annotation, biological process: regulation of DNA-templated transcription. Bases 59 to 700 code for a protein of 213 amino acids. Gene Ontology annotation, molecular function: DNA binding; DNA-binding transcription factor activity. NCBI's taxonomy places the organism in Eukaryota, Viridiplantae, Streptophyta, Magnoliopsida, Cucurbitales, Cucurbitaceae. The transcript has a single exon.
ACUGUCUCUUCUCUUCUCUUCAAUUCCUAAACACAACAAACCAAAAAAAAAAAAAAAAAUGACUACAAACUCCCACCAUUCCACCACCAGUUCCUCCGCCGUCUCCUGCCUCACAGCAACCAGCCGGAAAAGGCAAAGGAGUAGCACGAGUUCUGCCACGGAAAGCGAAUCGGAUCAAGAAUCAAGUACCCCUAAAUUCAGAGGGGUAAGGCUAAGAGCAUGGGGAAAAUGGGUGUCGGAAAUCCGAGAACCGAGAAAGAAAUCAAGAAUAUGGCUUGGCACUUAUCCGACUGCAGAGAUGGCGGCGCGUGCUCAUGAUGUAGCCGCACUCGCCAUCAAAGGCCACCGUGCUUUCCUCAACUUCCCUCAACUCAAACACCAACUCCCUCGCCCUGCCUCCCUCUCCGCCAAAGAUAUUCAAGCCGCGGCCGCACAAGCCGCUGCGCUCAAACACGAACCCGAAACGCCCACAUCGUGUCUAGAAGAAGGACUUGAAGAAGAAGAAGAAGAAAGUACAUGGUUUGAUUUGCCGGAUCUAAUAGUUAGCAAUGGGUUCUUGUUGGGUCUUGAUGAGAAUUAUUCUUCGUCAUGUUCGUCCUCCUCCUCCUCCUCCUCGUCCUGGCAAUUUCUUGUAGAUGAUCAUGAGGACAACCAUUUUCAAUGGCACUCUGAUUUUUCUCAUACUAUUUUUCCUGUUUGAGUUUUUUUCUUCUUCUUUUUUUCUUUUUGAAUUAAUUAAGUUCUGCUUUUUGUAAUAUUCUCUAUUACCAAAACAAAAAAAAAAAAAAAAAGGAAAGAAAGAAGGCUGGUUGAGUUUGCUUGUUUGCUUGGACAACUUAUAUAUAUAUUUAUUUAUUUAUAUUAUACUUUUUUUUCUUCUUUUGGUAA